Messenger RNA from Hordeum vulgare subsp. vulgare (domesticated barley), 4764 nucleotides. Its product is annotated as protein SCAR2-like. Gene Ontology annotation, molecular function: Arp2/3 complex binding; protein kinase A regulatory subunit binding. The record is from RefSeq and is a predicted model, not a curated record. Gene Ontology annotation, biological process: positive regulation of Arp2/3 complex-mediated actin nucleation; actin cytoskeleton organization. Lineage: Eukaryota; Viridiplantae; Streptophyta; Magnoliopsida; Poales; Poaceae. The coding region runs from base 510 to 4421 and encodes 1303 amino acids. Gene Ontology annotation, cellular component: cytoskeleton. The transcript is spliced from 9 exons.
UUGACUCAUUAUGCAUUAACAAGUUCACAUGAUGCACUGGGCCGAGCAUGGGUGGGCCCCACGCUGCUGCGACCUGCGGGGAGCAAACCCAUAGAGAGAAAGAGCGCAAUUAGCGACGAGUAAUAACCCCUUUAAUCUCGCUCCCUCCCCUGAGAAAUCCUCUUUUCUCUCUCUCUCUCUCUCUGCUUAUGCGCUGAGCGCCCUGGAAGUACGAGAAAGAGACAAGACACAGGGAGGCCACCGCCGCGAACAACACCGGCCACGCCAAACCUUCUCAGGCUUACAUUUAGCGGCAGCCACCAAUCCAUCCAAAACUGCACAGCCACCGGGACAGGAGGAUCCUCCAUCCUAGACCUCUGCGCACCUGCCUGAGCCACCGGUAGGAUCGGCAAUCAACAGAGAAAAGCUGCCAUUGCUGCUGCUGCAGGAGCAGGAGCAGGAGCAGAAGCAGAAGCAGAAGCAGCAGGAGGCGGGAGGGGAGCUCCCGGCCGGAGCAAUCGAGGACGACAAUGCCCCUGUCCAGGCACACGGUGGCCAACGAGUACUCCCUCGGCGGCCGCGACCUCUACAAGCGGGCCGACCAGCACGACCCCGAGGCCGUCCUCGACGGCGUCGCCACGGCCGGCCUCGUCGGCCUCCUCCGCCAGCUCGGCGACCUCGCAGAAUUUGCGGCAGAGGUAUUCCACGGUCUGUAUGAUGAGGUGAUGACCGCUUCGGCGCGGGGGCAUGGGCUCGUGCUCCGGGUGCAGCAGCUGGAGGCAGAGUUGCCACUCCUGGAGAAAGACGUCUGUCAGAGGGAUUACCUGUACGUUGCUUCUAACAGGGGAGUUGAUUGGCAUGCGAACCUGAGAGUGGACCAUGGGGUUGUGACGACGGGCGACACGCCUCGCUUCAUCAUGGACUCCAUCAAGCAGUGCCAUGGGCCUCCAAGAUUGUUCAUGCUUGACAAGUAUGAUAUUGGUGGCGAAGGAACGUGCAUGAAGAGAUACUCAGACCCGGCCUUCUUCAAAACAGAUUCCGCAUGUUCCAGAAUGCUACAGGAAGGAAUGAGAACAGAGAGAAGACCAAUUAGAACCAUGGAGAUCAGGCCGAACCUGCAGAAUGCUGAGAUUUUCGGACCUUCUGAUGGAGCCAACAAUGGCUCGAGGUUCAAGACUGAUUUAUCAGAUGAAGUUCUGGAUGAAGUCCCGACAAGGCGCCAACGACUGAAGCACCGACAACUAAACGGGACCGUGUUCCGAAGCUUCAGACCGCAGAUGCAGGACCUUUAUGAAAAGUCCUCACCAGAGGAGAAAACCGUCUCCAUGGACCGAUCAGAGGUGCAGAUAUCUUUCACCGUCUCACUCGACACAAAUGCUGAAGAAAGAGAUAUCAUGAUGGACACUUCCAGCAGCACUGGGAAGAGCAAGGAAGGCUACUAUGCCACAACACGCAAGAGGAGGUCGACUUCCCAAGAAACACCGUCAAGCUGUUCAGAUGACCGUUCAGCAGGAAGCAGCAAGGGAUACAACUCUGAAGUUGACAUUUACGUCGACGCGCUCACCACAAUGGGGUCUGAAGUGGGGACAGACUCAGAGCACAGGGACCAUGGUGGACAAGGUGUCUUUGCAUUGGCACCGUCAGGCAAGAUGUGCUCUGAUGCUCAGGGUGCCGCAGUCUCCAGGUCUAGUACCUUCAGUAAAAAGGAGGACUCUUGCUCUUCAGAUGUUGCCUCGGCAAACAGAGAUGAGGCUGAUCACUCCGAAGAAGAUGCCUCUGUCUGUGUACCAGAGGCCAAACUUGUUGGUGGUGAACAUGAGAGGACUAGCUCGUUGGAGGAAUUGUUUUCACAAGAAAAGCCGGUUUCUUGCGAGCAUGAGAGGACUGUUUCCUUGGAGGAGCUGCUCACCGGGGACAUGCUUCUUUCAGAGUCUGACACAAGGGAAUUAGUUACUGAGUCCAAUGGUAACGCUAUUGUCAGUAAUGCUACAUCCGAUGGUACAGCUGAUGCUACUAAAAGGUCCAAGGGGAAUAAUGUUUCGGCCAUUUCCUUCAAGAAAACAGCGAGCAAGAGGUGUGUCGAAAGCAUGGAGCUGUUUGCCUCAAAAGUCGGCAUUCUGCCAAGGAAACUCUCCAAGAAGCAUGACCCAUUCUCUGAUUCCCUCCGUAACAUGGCAAAGCAGCUGCUUGAGCUCAAGUGUGAUGGCACUCAAGAUACUGACUUGUAUGAGUUUGAAGUGAAUGGCGACGGAUUCAACGUGGAGUGUCGGAAAAUGGCUCACCCUCGUGUUGAAAUCAUGGAGGAAAGUUUCAGGAAGAGCAUUUCUUUUGAUUCACCUCAAGAUGAUGUUGGUUCAAGGGAAUGCCAGCUGGAAGUAGUGGACCAAGAGUCAGACCAUGAUGUCCCAACUGCUGACAGUCCACAAGAUUCAGUCCCUGAUGAAAAUGGUUUUCAGCACACCGAUGUCUACCUGACAGUCAUCACAUCACCGAGUCCCAAAGAAGAAGAAGAAGAAGAAGAAGAAGGAUGGGCGGUUGUGGCACCUGAUGAGCAUUCAUCUGCUGGCAUUGUCGAUCAUGCAUCAGAGCUUAUUCAAGAGCAGACUGAGGAUAUACAUACUGAAGUUUUUUCUGAAAAUGCAUCUGACAUGAGUGAAGAUUUGAAAGAAAUCCGCAUUUGCGACGAGCAUGUGUAUGCGGAAGAUGCCGAUGGAUGCAGUGAAUCUGAGGAAUAUGCAUCGGAUGAAGAAAUCGCAGAGAAGACAGGAGAGCAUGUGGCUCCAGAUGAUGUGAUCUCCUCGCGGAUUUCGUCCAAGCAAUCUGAUGAUCCUUGCCAAGUAACUCCAUUCACUCUCACAGAUGCAGAUUUUGCAGUAGCAAGUGAAGGCCCGGAAAACUACAUCCCUGAAAUGGAGCAUGUCACAUUGCUGGAAACAGUCGUGGAAACGGGAUUGCCUAAAGGUUUGACUGAAUCAGUAAUUAGCAGUGAGGCUGCCGGGCCAGAUAAUGAACAGUGCUGUCUGCAUCCAGAAACUAGUUUACCGCAAGAUACUGUCCUUGGUAGCUGUGAACUUCUAGACCAAAAUGAGCAACUGCAGCUGCACAGCUCAUCCAUGAUGUCUGCCAUUCCAGAUCCAGCUGUGAACACAGGGGAAAUACAUGAAUUGCAUGAAGAACCGCCUAAUCCAUGCAACGGCAUCAGCACUGAAAUUUUUGCAGAUCAAUUGGCUCCUGACUCCAGAGAUUUGCCGCUGCCAAGCAUUUCAAGUUUUGAUUGGAUGUUAAAUGGUUUAAUGAAUAAGUCAUUGAACGUGGUUCCUGCUCCAUCAAGUAAUAUAAUUGACAAUGGUUCAUCUGAAGAUACUGAAGAAGCACCACCACUUCCACCUCUUCCCCCGAUGCAGUGGCGAGCGACCAAGCUUCAAACAGGAUCCAUAUCUUUAUUUGCAAAAUCGGGGAGACCACCUAGGCCAAAACCUCCAGUGAAACACCAGGAAAAUGAUAAUAACUUUGCACUAGUUGAAACAAAUCAAGAGUCGGAAAAUGCUCAGGAAAUAAGCCGGAACAAUGGUUUUACUUCACAGAAGGAAACGGCACAGGCAAGAGUUUGCAGCGAGACCCCGAAAGAUCUGUUACCGGAGAGUGAUUCUCAAGAAAAUAAUCUCCAAGAAGGAUACAGAGAGUGUGAUGUGCAGUCUUCUAAUCUAUUUUUCUCAUCAGAAGUCAAGUGCAACACAGACGUCACUUCAGUAGGCGACGACGCCCACACUAUGAAGCCACCUGAGCUUAUAGUAAUUCCAGAGGAGGCAUGGUCUGAGCUGGUAGAUAUAAAACCGAUACUGAAGCAGGAGGAAGAGAGAAAACAGCAGCUCAUAAAUAGAGUUUCUAAUUGCAGUAGCAUUCAUGCUAGUGGUUUGCCAACUGAAAAGACCACUGUGGAUCAUGAAAGAUCUGACCAAAAGGAGGAAUUGUCAGCAGCGGAUAGCAACACAAUUACAGAUUCAGAAGAAAACAAACCAAAUGGGCUUCCUUGUCAAGAUAAUAUUCAGAGUCCUGACUUCUCAGUACAACAGGAAGAUAGUUCCAAUGACAUGGUUAAGGAGUUCUCUUCAGCAUUAGAAGAGGAACUAGCAAAGUUACCUCCUCAUUCAGUGCCAGAACCACCUAAAUAUCCUCUCCUUCAAGUUAUUUCUCAUGAUAGAAGCAUGCUAAGAAAGGCUCCAACUUUGGUUCAGCCAUCAAGUAAGCUUUCAGAUGAGAAGAACACAGUGCUGGAUGAGAUAAAGAACAAGACUUUCAACUUGAAACCGGUUGUUGCAAAGAGACCAAAUGUGAUGGGUGGUCCAAGAACAAACUUACAAGUGGCGGCCAUUCUCGAGAGGGCCAAUGCGAUUCGCCAGGCGGUUGCAGAUGACGAUGACGAGGAUAGCUGGAGUGAGUAGCUUUCCUCAGAGCAAUUUGGCUGCUGAUGUUUCACAUGUUAUGCGCAGGUCUUGUGCUCGUGUUCUUGCAUGAAGAAAAUGGUAGAACAUAUCAGUAGUCAAAUGCAACUUUUUCUUCAUCUCGAGAACACCAUGCCAAGACAGUUUGAUCUGUGCCAGCGUAUUUUGACGUUUUCAGGGCAUGCCAUAUGUUUAUUAUCUUUUGAUGUGCCUCCUGAAGUUUGAUUCUUGACAAGGACUGUAUGUGUACGCCCAUAGACUAGUGUGAUUUUGUAACUGGAGUGUAUAUAGAAAGAAGCAAAAGUGCACAUUUUGUCUGGUCAAAACCAAGUCUUCUGAAGCA